Molecule: messenger RNA, 444 nt
Organism: Dibothriocephalus latus
Lineage: Eukaryota; Metazoa; Platyhelminthes; Cestoda; Diphyllobothriidea; Diphyllobothriidae
Source: the annotation of a GenBank genome assembly
CUACGCGCAUUCACCUCUAGACCAGACGUUUGCUACGUUUCGCUGUUCUUCGAUGCUCAGCUCCAAGAUUUUGCUUAUCUCGGGCAUAGCUACGUGGCUCCAGUGGCCGUUGGAAUCUCCCCCACUGGUGUCGAGUCGUUGCCCCCCAUUGCCACUAUACCACCGGAGGCUCACCCUUUUCCAGCCGACGAUGUCUCCGUUAUAAUGACAAAGAUAUGUUCUGUUCUGAGCCUGGAUGCCUCAGAGCAGCCGCGCAGGAUUCUUACCUUCUUCGAUAAAAAAAUAUACAAGACCUUCUUUUUGGCCAAAAUCGAGCCGCGUGUCUACUUUGUCACCGUCUGUCCAAAGAAUCAACUGUGCAAUACGCAAAUCACUGGAUUUUUGAACCGGAUCGGCGAUGCCAUGCAGCUAAUUGAAAUAAGUAGGGCGCUCCGUCCUGCCUGA